CCGAAAAAGAAUUCGAACAACUCGUCAAAUCUCACAAAACAACAGCACUCUCUUUCUUCUUCUUCUUCUUCUCUCUCUGCUUUAAGAAACAUUUCGGUUUGUACCAGACCCGAAAUUUUGCCAAAUUUUGGAGUUUCGUAGUUGCAAAAUGUACGGACAGAGUGGAACUGAUGCGGAUAUCACACUCCUCGACUCGAUUCGGCGCCACUUGUUGGGCGAGACGGAUCUACGGAUGGGAAAUUCGAUGGCCAACUCGGUUACGGGUCCGAUUUUCUCCCGGAGCUCCAGCUUCAGCAGCCUGUACCCGUGCUUGACCGAAAACUGGGGCGAUUUGCCGCUCAAGGAGGACGAUUCCGAGGACAUGGUGCUCUACGGUGUUCUAAGGGACGCCGUCAACGUCGGGUGGGUCCCGUCGCUCGGGUCCGGGUCGGCUGAUACAUGUUCUUUAAACUUUUCGGUAAAAUCGGAACCGGAGGUUUGCGGGGGGGGGGAGGUGGAGGAAAAACAGCCGCCCCCGCUCCACCCGGCCGGCCGGGUCCCGCCCCCUCCCAAAGCCGGUCCCGCUGUGGUUCCCGCCAAAGGGAAGCAUUACAGGGGCGUACGGCAACGGCCGUGGGGCAAGUUCGCCGCCGAAAUUCGGGACCCGGCAAAGAAUGGCGCGAGGGUUUGGCUGGGAACUUUUGAAACGGCUGAGGACGCGGCUUUGGCUUACGACAGAGCCGCUUAUAGAAUGCGCGGCUCCAGAGCUUUGUUGAAUUUCCCGCUCCGGGUUAACUCGGGCGAGCCUGAU
Messenger RNA from Prunus mume (Japanese apricot), 790 nucleotides. It is a transcript of the gene ERF-1, whose product is annotated as ethylene responsive element binding factor 1. The record is from RefSeq and is a predicted model, not a curated record. Gene Ontology annotation, biological process: regulation of DNA-templated transcription; ethylene-activated signaling pathway. Lineage: Eukaryota; Viridiplantae; Streptophyta; Magnoliopsida; Rosales; Rosaceae. Gene Ontology annotation, molecular function: DNA binding; DNA-binding transcription factor activity.